Molecule: messenger RNA, 3170 nt
Organism: Callorhinchus milii (elephant shark)
Lineage: Eukaryota; Metazoa; Chordata; Chondrichthyes; Chimaeriformes; Callorhinchidae
Product: mediator of RNA polymerase II transcription subunit 30
Exons: 5
Coding region: 204-740 (178 amino acids)
Biological process (GO): positive regulation of DNA-templated transcription
Cellular component (GO): mediator complex
Molecular function (GO): transcription coregulator activity
Source: RefSeq, a predicted model, not a curated record
GCGGGGUGUGCGGGGACCUCCCGGCCGCGGGUGGCGCUGUGCGGGGAGGCAGACGUGACGCCGCUCGUGGCUCGAAGCGUUUGGUUGUUUCGGACUCGAACCAACCGCCCCGGCGCGAGGAGCGGCAACAGCGUGUGCGCGAGAGAGACCGUGACAUGAGGGAGCAUUUUGCUGAACACUGACGUGUCAGAAGGAAGAAAGACAUGGCAGUACCCCCUGUAGGUGGGGCAGGAAUGCCUGGAGCCUUUACAGGACCACCGGGCCAGGCUGGACGAGAGGUUAACACGGCUUCCCUCUGCCGGAUUGGCCAGGAGACUGUGCAAGAUAUCGUUUCCAGAACUAUGGAAAUCUUUCAACUUCUUAGGAACAUGCAGUUGCCAAAUGGCGUGUCCUAUCACACAGCUACCCACCAAGACAGACAAGGAAAGCUACAGGAACACCUUCGCCAGCUCUCUGUGCUCUUUAGGAAACUGCGGCUAGUUUAUGAUAAAUGUAAUGCAAAGUGUGCAGGCCUAGAUCCUGUCCCAAUGGAGCAACUUAUUCCUUAUGUAGAAGAAGAAGGCACCAAGCACGAAGACCACAACUUGGCAAACCAACUCCGCUUAGCAAGUGAAGAGAGGCGAGAGAUUGUGGCGGUAAACAAGAAACUUCAACAGAAGAAUCACCAGCUGAAGCAAACCAUGGAUCAGCUGCGGAAUCUGAUUUGGGAGAUCAAUGCAAUGCUAGCAAUGAGAAAUUGAGUCUGAGUUACUCAAAUUGUUGGUAUCCUGACAGAAUGUCAACAGUGACUUUUUAUGCACACUUAUUGGUAAUCAGCCAAAUAAGAGCAUCAGGGUAAUAACCACCAAACAAAGCCGAUGACUCGAGUGCAGUUUUAAAUCGGUUUACAAAACAAAGUGUGCCUUGAUGAUAUGCACAAAUACACCUCUCCAAAGCUGAAGCUCACUUUGUGACAACAUAUUAAUUUAGUAGCAUUGCAUUUAAUGUACUUCUGUAGGAAAUAGCUUGUUCACAUUGGCACAGUAUGCAUUAAGCAGAUCUAUGUGUUUUCUUUCCAUGUAAACAGAAUCUAUGUCUGCUAUGUUCCCUGUUUACACUGAAAACCUGCAGUGUCCACUCUGUAAUGUGAACUUGUUUCACAACAUCUCCAAAUAAUAGUGGAAGUCAGAGAAGUACUGACUUAAAUACAAGCUUAGAUUUCCCGAUUCCUAGAAUUGGAAAGUUACUGUUCCAGUCAUAAGAGAAAUUCAGUCAUAGAGAAAUUCUGAACCAAACCAAGAAUUUGGGGGAAAAUUUACUUUUGUGUUUAUCACAACUCCUAACUUUAUAUCUUUAUUUUAAAUUUUAUAUAUUACAUUUACAGGGUACUGCAAACAUAUUCUAGGUAAUUGAAAUGUAGUGUAUAAAGAAAAUGUUGGGGAAUUGCAAUGAGAAAUAUCAGAUGUAAUAUUUUUGGUGAUUAUUAAUAGGGAGUGGAUAUUGAUUCCAAGCUGCAUUUUAAUCAAGUAGCUCAGGUCACCCCACGAACCACCAGAACAAACGUUUAGUGGUUCGUAAGUCCUUUGAACCUGGCUGUUAGAUUCUCUCUCUGACAUAUGCUAUCUUUUAUAAUAUAUUUGUUAUAAUUUUAAACAGGGUUAUUGUUCCAUUUUGACUGUGCAGUGGCUCCUUGUCUUGGGUGUCAAAUAUCUCCACCAACGCUGGCUAUCCUCACAAAGGUGAGUGGCUAUUGCCGCCUUGGCACUGGAUGUCCCAGCCUUGGUGCUGGAUAUCCCCACACUGGCAUCCACAAGCCUCAUGCUAUCACCAGCUAUCCCCGCGCUAGUGCCGAUUCCCCAUACUGAUGGCGGUUCCACGUUGGUACUGCAUAUCUGCACAUUCCAUUGCAAUGAUCUCAAAGAAAGAUUACCACCUUGGUGAUCAUUGUGAUAUUUUAGCAAAAUAAUAAUCCAGAGGUGAUUUAUUGAAAUAUUCUUAUAUCCAAUGUAUAUUUUGUUAUAUUUAUACCACAAGAGAAACUAUGUUAUAAGAUCAGCGCUUUUGAGUUCUCACAAGAACUUGUCGAUCAACACAUCUUUUCAUCUAAGCUCUGUGGAAAAUGUUUGUACAUUUCUAUCAUUAAAUAUUCCAAAGUAAAAUUAUAGAAAUGCAAAAAGCAUGUUUUUGAUUCAUGAUAUGCUUUAAAUAAGCAUUAAAAAAAACCUAUCCUCCUUCAAUGUAGGAGUGGCCAUGCAAUAUUCCAAAAAGUUCAUUUGAUGUUGUAUUUCAAACACUCUCAUUGGCAUCAUGAAGUGCCUUCAGAAUGUAUUUAAAAUCUUUCUGAUAUUAGGGAAUUAUAAAGUCUUUCUCGCUAAUUAAGUAUAAAUGAGUAUUUCAAAGUUAUACAUUAAGUAUUGGUGGUUUUCUAAUUGUGAAAUUUGACUGAGGGAUAAGAAUAUCUGAUUCCCACUGUUUGGGAAAUUUACCAAUUGCCCCAAUUCUGUUCCACCAGUACAGCUUUAGGACUUGUGAUAUAAAGUGCAAUGAUUAAUGCACAGUUUUGGACGACAACUGUGAAUUCAGAUCUGCUUCACUACUGGCUGCUCACCAGCUAUGAGUAACACCGUUCAGAUUUGGUUGCUGCUCAGACAUUGAUUUUAAAUUGAUUUGUAUGAUUUGAAUUGUUCUUUCCAGCCUAAUGUUAUAGCAUACUGAAAUGGUGUUCUUUCUUCAGUCAUUUUAUAUGGUCUGCACACAUGGAAAUGAGCUAUGACAUAAAGAUGAGUAUUGGUAUCGUAAGCAGAUUGGAGGUGGGAAAGAAUAUGUGCCUAGGUUACUGUAUAUUACCCUUUUGCCUUUAGAGGACUUUUAUUGUAAUGAUUUUUAAGUCCACUUAUUUUGGAGGUACAUUAUUACACAGUGGCAGGUUUGAAGUUCAUAUGCAGUGAAGCAUUGACUCAGUAAUUGUUUCAUGCAUUCCUGUCUUGAUUGCUUCACGUAGCAGUGGUAAAAGUUUUGAUUGAAAUAGGCUGCCUGGCAUACAUGGCCACUCUCUGGCAUUUGAAAUUGUUCUCUUUACUGCAAAAGGAAUAACUCUUAAUGUACUUAUUUUUUUAAAUCUUUAUCCUGCUGGAGUUCAGACUUUAAUGCUCUUGAAGAAAUUAGACUCAAUUAAAGUAAAUAUAUUGCAA